This is a messenger RNA of Gymnodraco acuticeps, 1555 nucleotides long. Its product is annotated as GTPase IMAP family member 9-like. Bases 110 to 1204 code for a protein of 364 amino acids. The record is from RefSeq and is a predicted model, not a curated record. Lineage: Eukaryota; Metazoa; Chordata; Actinopteri; Perciformes; Bathydraconidae. The transcript is spliced from 3 exons. Gene Ontology annotation, molecular function: GTP binding.
GCAGUGUGUGGGUGUGGUUUGCUUCAUGAAGUCUCUGUUUAAGGAAGUGUUGUUGCAGACUAACUUCACUUCCUCAGCUCAGCAGCAGACCAGCUCUUCCUAACUAACUAUGGUCAGCAAAUUUGCCCUGCUGAAUGUGUUCCUGCGACUUUGGCUGCUUGGGAGUGCGGUCGUCUUUCAACCAGGAUGUUGUGGGUUAGAUCCCAGCCCGUGCCGUCAACAUGUCGACGAUUCCUCGGUCUGUCCGUCUCAACAUUCUACAAACUGCCACAACACAUACUCGGGCGAUACAUACUACCACAAUGAUAAGGCUGUCCGGAUUGUGAUCGUUGGGAAAACUGGAUCUGGGAAGAGCACCACAGGAAACACCAUUCUGGGAAAAGAGCACUUUAAAUCAAAGUUUUCUUCUAAAUCUCUGACUAAAGACUGUGCUAAGGCCUUUGGGGAAGUGGAUGGACAAAAGGUUGCUGUCAUUGACACUCCAGGUCUGUUUGACACCAGCACUGAUGAAGAGAAGACCAGAAAAUAUAUUGUUCAGAGCAUUGUUUUUGCUGCUCCUGGACCUCAUGUCUUCUUGGUCGUCAUCAGACUGGGUAGAUUCACAGAUGAAGAAAAGCAGUCAGUGCAGAAGAUUCAGGAAAUCUUUGGAAAGGAAGCAGACAGAUACAGCAUGGUUCUCUUUACUCACGGUGACCUGCUCGAAGACCAAACUAUCGAAGAGUUCGUGAAGGAAAGCGAAGAUCUGCAGGAACUUGUGGACAGAUGUAACGGCCAGUACCACGUCUUCAAUAAUAAGGUGAAGGAUCGUUCUCAGGUCAAAGAGCUGCUCGACAAGAUCAGUUAUAUAACAGAGAAGAACGGAGGAAGCCAUUACACCAAUGAAAUGUUCCAGGAGGCAGAGAGGGCCAUAGAAGAGGAAAAAGGGAGAAUUCUUAAAGAGAGAAAAGAGGAAAUACGCAAACAGCAGGAGGACCAGGAGAAGAAAAUAUCAGAAAAGUAUGAGCAACAACUCCGGGAAGCAAAGGCAGAAGGGGAGAAGUUCAACAGGAUUAUAGCAACUCAGGAAAAAGAAAAGCAGGGGGCAAGGAAACAACUGGAAGAGAUGCAGGAAAGAAUCGCUAGAAACGAAGCUGAGAGAAGCACUUCAAUUUUCGAACAGUUUUUUGAAUUUAUUGUGAAAGUGGUGAAACAAGUGUUUUCUUAAAUAAACAUUUGGUUCGGUUUUCAUGGUUUACAAUCUCGUAAAAGUGCAGAAUAAUAUGUACACAUGCACAUUUGCCAUCAUGUCAUGAACAUAAACUAAGAGCAAAAAAUCCAAAGAGCUAGCUGGACUCUCUACAUGCAUUUUAUAUUGGUGGCUUUUAAAAGAACAGGUGGCCUUUCUUGUAAAUGCUGAUGAGAGGGUGAACUGGGUUUGCUGUUUAUAGUUCUCUAAUGGCGCAUUUCCACUGCAGCGGGUAGCCCCGUUUAAGCGUCCUUAACCGUCCUCAAGCGGCCAGGCCAGUUUUUGGUGGCCUUUCCAUAUAGCCUAGUACCGGCUAGCGGGUACUUUUUC